Xenopus laevis (African clawed frog) is the source of this 2504-nucleotide messenger RNA. Its product is annotated as extracellular calcium-sensing receptor. Lineage: Eukaryota; Metazoa; Chordata; Amphibia; Anura; Pipidae. Bases 1 to 2370 code for a protein of 789 amino acids. The record is from RefSeq and is a predicted model, not a curated record. The transcript has 5 exons.
AUGGUGUAUGCUAUAAUGAAAAUCAACGAGUCUGAUGAUCUUCUCCCUAAUAUAACACUGGGCUUCAAACUGUAUGAUUCUUGUUACAAUGAGGUUCGAUCAUUAUUGGGAGCUGAAUGGAUUUUAUCAGGGAAAAAAAAUAUUGUGCCUAGUUUUGAUUGCAAUACAGAUAUCAUGCCAUUGGCCAUUAUUGGUGAUAUGCCUUCUAAAGCCUCAGUACCUUUAGCCCGGAUCUUGGGUUUGUACAGAUAUCCACAGGUUAGCUAUGCUUCUGCUAUGCCUUUACUAAGUGAUAAAUUACAGUUCCCAUCCUUCCUCAGGACUAUCUAUAAUGCUAAUUAUGAAGUUUUUGCACUUGCUCAACUGGUGAAGCACUUUAACUGGACCUGGGUUGGUAUCAUUUCCUCAGACAGCGACUUGGGCAGGUCAGGCAAUCAGUUAUUAACACAAGAGAUAGAAAAUAAUGGUGGAUGCAUUGCAUUUCAUGAGACGCUAUCUAUAGUUAGCUCUAUGGAGUCUGUCUUCCAUAUUCUAGAUGUUGUCAAGAAAUCCAGAGCAACAGUGAUCAUUGUUUAUUGCACCAUAGAAAACCUUAUUGCAUUAAUGGAAGAGGCAUCUUUUCACAAUAUCACUGACAAAGUGUGGGUGGGCAGUACUAGCUGGACCAUAUCUUCAGAUUUCCCUAUAAAAGAAAUUCUAAUUACCUUAAAUGGAAGCCUUGCAAUAGCAGCUCAAAAUGGGAAAAUACCAGAAUUUAAGGAUUUUCUUUAUAGUAUCCAUCCUUCAAGAUUUCCAGAUGACCCUUUGAUAAAAACAUUUUGGGAGAAUGCUUUUCAAUGUGUUUGGCCCAGUUUGGACAUCUUCAACAAAACAUCUCCAGCCCUGCUUAAAGGAGAUAUUGUUUGGUGCACAGGAAAGGAGAGACUGGACAGUAUUGAUCCCAACAUAUAUGAUGUCUACAACUUUAAGUUCACAUACAAAGUGCAUAAUGCUGUUCUUGCAGUAGCUCAUGCUUUGCAUCAAAUGAAGAACUGUGUUCCAGGGAAGGGGCCAUUCAAGAAUGGAUCUUGUGCUGAUAUUUAUAACCAUCGCCCUUGGCAGCUGCUUCAUUACAUAAAACAUGUUGACUUCAACAACACCGCAGGAGAGAAAAUAUUUUUUGAUGCAAAUGGGGAUGUUCCUCUCUCUGUGGAUAUCUUAAACUGGCAGCUGUUCCCUAAUGGAAGCAACCAGUAUGUCUAUGUUGGCAGCUUUGAUGCCGGAGCUCCAAAGGGCCAGGAAAUCAAGAUACAACACAGCAAGAUUUUAUGGAACAGUGGACAAAGUCAAAUGCCAGUCUCAGUCUGCAGCGACCCUUGCCCAAGAGGCUACAGAAGAGCUGCACUUCAAGGAGAAAAGAUUUGCUGUUUUGAUUGCCUGCCAUGCUCUGAAGGAGAAAUUCUUAAUCCACAUGAUGACAGUGAGUGCGUGAAGUGUUCAGCAGACAAAUGGCCUGACAUCAUGAAAGAAAAAUGCCUUCCAAAACCAAUUCAGUUCCUUUCCUAUGACGAGAUGUUGGGUUCAUUUCUUGCCUGCAUUUCAGUCUUGUUUUGUCUGUUUACAUUUUCAGUGUUUUGCCUGUUCGUAGUUAAGCGAAAGACUCCCAUAGUAAAGGCAAAUAAUAGAGAGCUCAGUUACCUACUUCUCAUUGCCCUCAUGUUUGCCUUCCUGUGUUCCUUGGCAUUCAUUGGUAGACCCAACCUGAUAAUGUGUAUGAUACGCCAGGUCAUGUUUGCAGUUAUAUUUUCAGUUUGCAUUUCUGUCAUACUAGCAAAGACUAUUACUGUCAUAAUGAUAUUUAGUGCUACAAACCCAGACAGUAAACUGAAAAAAUUGGUGGGCUUGAGAAUACCAGUUUAUAUUGUCCCUGUAUGCACUAUGGUUCAGAUAAUUCUCUGCAUUUUUUGGUUGACCAGGGCAGCCCCAUUUGCAGAAUUCAAUAUGGCAGCAGAAAUAGGAAAAAUAGUUAUUGAGUGCAAUGAAGGCUCUAAGGUGUUAUUUUCAUGUGUCUUGGGGUAUAUGGGGUUGUUAGCUGCUAUUAGUCUUCUAGUUGCUUUUCUGGCAAGGAAGCUCCCUGACACAUUUAAUGAGACCAAGUUCAUUACAUUCAGUAUGUUGGUAUUUGCUAGUGUUUGGGUGACAUUUAUACCUGCUUAUCUCAGUACUAAGGGUAAACAGACAGUGGCAGUAGAAAUUUUUGCUAUUUUAUCAUCAAGUGCUGGCCUUCUUGUUUGCAUUUUUUUCCCAAAAUGUUAUGUAAUAUUACUGCACCCAGAAAUGAACAGCAAAGAGUAUAUCACUGGAAGGAACACUAGGAAUAGAGGGAUGUGAUUAUUAUUAUGGAUCUCUAAAUUCACUAACUCAAAAAUGCAGCUUUAUUUGUUUCAAAUAAAAAAAGAUUGUCUUCUCCUUCAUGUGUUUGAAAAUGGGAAUAAAAAAUGAGAAAGGAAUGAAAUAAUAUAAGU